Messenger RNA from Haemorhous mexicanus (house finch), 801 nucleotides. It is a transcript of the gene DUSP28, whose product is annotated as dual specificity phosphatase 28. The transcript has 2 exons. Gene Ontology annotation, biological process: protein dephosphorylation. Gene Ontology annotation, cellular component: cytoplasm. Lineage: Eukaryota; Metazoa; Chordata; Aves; Passeriformes; Fringillidae. The record is from RefSeq and is a predicted model, not a curated record. Gene Ontology annotation, molecular function: protein tyrosine/serine/threonine phosphatase activity. The coding region runs from base 191 to 673 and encodes 160 amino acids.
CUUUCCGAGCGCAGCUCUCGGGAUGCAGCCGGCACUAGGACCUGCCUGGAGCCUCUACGCGCCAGCCCUAGGCAGCGGAUAAAUAUAGCAGGGCAAGAUUAGUGCACAACAGCAGCAGAGCGCGGGUGGCCGUGCCGGCACCGGGAUUCCCGCACCGCCACCGGGGCCGGUGCGUGCCCCGUGCCCGCCGAUGCUCCAGCUCUGCCCGGUCACGGCCUCGCUGCUCCUGGGCACGGCCAGGGCAGCGUGCGACGAGGAGCUGCUGGCGCGGGAGGGGGUCACCUUCUGCGUGAAUGUCACCCGGCAGCAGCCGUUCCCCGCGCUGCGGAGCGUCCGCGGCAUCCGCGUGCCCGUGUUCGACGACCCGGCCGAGGACCUGUCCCGGUACUUCGAGCCCUGCGGCGCCGCCAUCGAGGAGGCCGUGCGGGCCGGGGGGAAGUGCCUGGUGUACUGCAAGAACGGCCGCAGCCGCUCCGCUGCCAUCUGCACGGCUUAUCUGAUGAGACACCGGCAGCUCCCGCUCAAGGACGCGUUUGAGGCUGUGAAAACUGCCAGACCCGUAGCAGAGCCGAAUGCAGGAUUUUGGUCUCAGCUGCAGAGAUAUGAAGAAGAUUUGCAGAUAUCAAAGCACUCUGCUCCCCUGAGCAAAGGACUUAAAAAUAGCAAUGUGUGAAGAUACUUUAAAGAAAGUGAAGUGACUUGCUACAGACGUAAAGGAAAAAAAUCACUUCCUAAAUCACCUGUACAUAAAACACUUUACCUCCAUAACUGAGUUGAUGUUCAUUAAAUUCAUUCAGAGCA